AGCGGCCAGAGUCGAGGGAGGUUGCGGCGUUCUAUUGUGUAGCUUCAUUACACAACUGUGGGUCAGAGUCCUGUACUGAAUUUUAACUUCAUUAUGUUUGGGAAAUCUGACUUCCCAGAAAUUUUACCCUCACCACCUUCUGCAUCAGCAGAAGGUCUUCUUGGACCAACCGAUUUUACAAUGGCUCCAGAAAGUUCUGGAAGAAGAGAAAGAAAUGGCGAUCAGUUUUAUUAUAAUUCUAAUAAUGACCUCAGCCAGUCUACAGUGGAUACUGUAGAGCAGUCAUGGCUGUGUAAAACUAAAGUAACUUCAGCAGAGUGCAAAUGGUCAGUUAAGAGAAUUGAUAGCAUUGACUAUGCUAGGAGUAGUUAUGUGAAGAACAGUGAUAGGCUAUAUCCAGAAAUUGAAGUAAUGGAUGGAAAGGAAAUAGUAACAUUGACUACAUCAAACACUGCACCAGCGAGUUGUGUCAUAUCUGCUGCUCCACAGAAAAUUCUUUCGCUUCCUACCGGUGUAGGAAAUUGUAUUAGCUGGAAUACAGAGAAGCAGGGGCAAGGACAUGAAUCAGAUUUGGCCAAUGAAAUGUGUAAUUUCAAUAGAGGCUCUUCAAAGGAAGAAAACUCACUGUUGCCCUUGUUAACCCCAGAAAGCUUCAAAUCUCCUUCUCCAUGCCUGACCCAAGAAAUUUAUAGUGUAGCUUACAUGAAUUCUAUAAUCCCUCUAAAGAAAGACACAGAUGAGAAACUGGAAGAUGAAAAGGAUAGCACACUACUAAAUGUCAGUGAAAGCACAUUGCUAAAUGUCAACGAAGAUUCUUAUUGCACAUCACAGACAUUGCAACCAAAUUGCAAUGGUCUGACUUACAGGGAAGAGGAAAGCUCUCAAGCUGAUAUUCUAACUCCAGAACAAUUUACACGGCCUUUAUACCAGACACAGAUAAGCAAUGAUUUAAGUAACUUUGGCUCCUCAUAUUGUGGGAAUGGAGUAGAUGCUGAUUUAAUGAGUUCAGAUGUUGAAUAUGAACUUGAACAAGAACUAGCUGCCUUAGAGCAGGGUGAAGAUGAUGAUGACAACAAGGAAGAUCAGGAAGGACAGACACAAAGUAAAUCAUGGGCUGCUUAUAACAGUGAUCGUCUUCCUCCUAUUGGGGUCUUCUGGGAUAUUGAAAAUUGUCAGGUGCCUAAAGGACUCUCCGCAACCCAUGUGGUUCAGGCUGUAAGAUCUCGUUUCUUUACUGGUUAUCGGGAGGCUGAAUUUAUGUGUGUGUGUGAUACACUUAAGGAAAACUCAAAAAUCCUUGAGGAAUUGAAUGAUGCUCAGGUAAACGUUGUGCAUGUGGGGAGCACUGUGAAGAAUGCAGCGGACGACAAACUCCUUCAGAGUAUGAGGAGGUUUGCCGAUAUCCAUGGAACUGGUGCAACUCUUGUCCUAAUCUCAGGAGACUCAAACUUUGCUACGGAGUUGUAUGAUUUAAGAUACAGGAAGAAUCUACGUGUUAUAUUAGUCCAUAAUGCUCAUGCUCAAGAUUCUCUCAAACUUUGUGCUCACCAGACUGCCUUGUUCACGGAUGUCACACAAGAGCUUCCACAACGAGUCACUAAACCGAGGUCAACGAAUUUGCGUCGUGAAAUUAUAAUUAAAAACAUACCGGAAAAUAUGGAUGACAAUGCCAUUCGUCGCCGCCUGACAAUGCUGUCGGCUAAUUGUGGAGGCAAAGUGGGCAGGGUUCGACCCCAUGGAGUUCCCAUCUAUUUCCAAACACCUGAGCUGGCAGCAAGGGCCAAAAAGAGGCUAGAUGGUGAAGACGUGUAUGGCAGCAAGAUAUAUUGUACGUUUGGUAAGAAUUUUGACAAGGAAGGAUCCCCAAAAGUAGAUAUUAAGCACCUUCAGCACCAGAUAUCGCGGGACAGAGGGCAGGAAUCUCUGGAUACGUGGAAGCCUGUCAAUUCGCAGAUAUUUCCAAACCCAUCCCAGACAGGCAUGGGUGACACUGGCACAACGAGCCUGUCAUGGCGGGUGAGAGACCCUGUCAGUGAUUCGGCUCUUCAACCCUACACUGCGUUCAAAAGCUAUGGCAAGAAUCCUGCCAUGUCUUUUUCAGAUCAGCAUUUCGGAUCAUGCCAGCGUGCUUUUAGGAAUAACAAUUGUCGGAUUCAAAGUCAGUCAAGUGUUUCUGGAUCCAAUUCAAAUUUUGGUUUGUCAAGAGUUGACUGCAAUUCGCAUAAUGAAGGAAACAGUCGUGAUGUAGUUCAGCCAUUAUACUUGGACAAGACCCCAGAGCAGUUCAAGAAAGGAAGAUCCCAAAGAAUACAAUUUCGGAUGAGUUCCCCACCAAGCUUUUCAUUCAACACACGAACUCCAGAUUCCUACACAUUGGAUUCUUCACUUAGGGCAAGAAGUCCCUCUCCUUUGUUAUGGAGUGGUAUGAGUCCUGUGAAGCCUGUAUGGAGCCCCUCCCCUACAGUAGAUGCACAAGGACAAAUCCUUUAUGGAUUAAAGGAACUCUCCCUUGGGGAAGGUGUUAUCGAUACAAGUCUAGCUAGUGUCCAGCAAGUCCCAGUAGAAUUACAAGUGACAAAUCUUGAUCAAAACAUUGAUGCCAGGGAGAUGAAACGCAUCCUUUUCACAAUAUUUAGAGAUCAUGUCAUGGUAUUACAUGUGUCAGUGUUUGUUCAAUCUGACGGUAACUUGGCUGCUACCUUGCGGGUACCCUCACAGCAAGAUGCUCAGUAUGCCAUUUCUCAACUUCACCGUAAAAAGAUUGGUGCCAAGAGGAUUAUCAUAUCCUAUGUGAAUCAAAAUCAGCCAUCACCAGAAUUGAAGAGGUCUAAGGUCAUAGCUCUGCUACAGGAAGUUCCUGGGAAAAAGCUUCCCCUUUUCAAGUUUCGCGAACUCUAUGAGAGACGCUUUCAUGAAACCAUUGGUGUAUCAGAAAUGUAUAACAUGCGGGAUAUAGUAACUGUAUCUGAUAACAGUACAGGUAGGAUGGUCUCCCUUCAUCCUGAGUUUCGACACAUGAGCUCCCCAAUCUUGACAGAGUCGGCACAAGAGGAAGUAAGUGGUAGUAUAUCGUCCAGAUACUGUAAGAUCCAUAGUUCUGGUCCUGAUGAUUCCAUUGGUUGGGCAGAACGUGAUCAAAGCUCAAGUCUGCCAAAUGUAAAUAUGACUUUGCGGACUUUGGCUGGAAGUAUACACUCUUUGCUUCAGUCCCACUCUGGUUCACUCCCACUGGCAAGCUUGGUAGACUGUUAUGAAGCAGAAAUUGGCCCAGUUGAUGAAGCAGAGGAUGGUGUACCUUUGGAGCACUUGGUCUCCUGUUUGCCAGGAGUGUGCAUAAUGACUGCUACUGGUGGUUUCAAAUAUGUGCAGUGGGUUGAGAAUAAAGUAACAGAUGAAGCUGAAGAGCUAGCCCGAUGCGUGAGCCCUCCACUUGUUGGACAGUUGGCACUCUUUUCAAGAGAAUUGGUAGAUCUCCUCAAAACUUUCCCAUACUGCCGUUUACCUUUUUCCCGCUUCAUACCAGCAUACCAUCAUCACUUUGGCAGACAGUGUAGAGUAGCUGACUAUGGAUUUACCAAGCUUGCAGACCUAUUUGAAGCUCUCCCUCAUGUUGUGCAAGUUUUGGGGGAAGGAAAUAAACGCAUUUUGACAUUGGCACACAAAGCUCAGGUCAAAAGGUUUUCUUCAGAUCUUUUGAGGGUAUUGAAGGGCCAGCCAACAAAAGCCAUAACACUUGAGGCUUUUCCAGUUGCUUAUGAAAAGGCAUUGACAAGAACAUGGAAUGUGAUUGAUUAUGGAGUAUGUGAUGUUGAGGAUUUGCUGACUGAAGUUAGUGAAACGACAGUGAUAGUCACUCGAUCGGGCACUGAGACUACAAUUGCUAUUCCAAAGCGCGAACAAACUCCUGAAGAAAUAGAGCGAACAAGACAGUUUGCUGCCGAAGUUGUUGAGUUACUUCGGCACUCUCCACAAUGCAAAAUGCAGUUCAAUCGUUUCAUUCCAGCUUAUCACCACCAUUUUGGAAGACAGUGUAGGGUGGCUGACUAUGGGUUUAGUAAGCUGAUUGAACUAUUUGAAGCCAUUCCAGAUGUCCUUCAGGUCUAUGAUGAUGAAGAAGAUGGAGAGAAGCAGUUGCAACUGGUGGAACGAGAACGUGUCCGUGUACUAGGAGAUCAAGUGGGGGCAGUGGUAAGAGGAGCUCCUAGGCAAGCUAUCAGGAUUUCUGCCUUAACUCAGGUCUUCACUCGGUAUUAUGGGUAUUCUCUGAAACCCUCCCACUAUGGUGCCAACACUUUGGAAGAGCUUAUAGGGAAGCUUAGAAAUCAUGUAAAACUGGUGGAGACAGGUGAUGAACCCGUAGUUGCCCUUGUUGACCGAGGAUAUGUGCACGAAAUCAUGGUGCGAGCACGUAAGCUUCUGUGGGAGGACUCCAACUGCACCUAUCCCCUAGAUAAAUUUGUACAAACUUACACUGACCGUUAUGGCCAUCCUCCAAGCAUAGAAGUGAUUAGACGGGACUUGGAAGAUGUACUUGUGAUUGAGGGUGAAGGUGAAGAAGCUAAGGUUAACCUGGUGCCACUGCAAAUGUUUGCAAGAGAUCUCUUGACACUUCUCCAUGAAGCAGGGGGACGUAUGCUACUUCUGAAUUUUGAUACAGCCUAUCUUGACCGUUUUGGUGUUGCUUGUCGUCCAGCAACUUACGGUUUUCCCAAUAUAGUAGCUCUUGUUCAAGCCUUAGGAGAUUUGGUGGCAGUUAGAGGUCGCGGAACAAAAAGAAUACUUGUCUUAAACAGGGACUCGGCUCCUUCCCCUCCUAGUUUCCACAUUCCUACAUCAAGUUCAUCUUUCUAUGGAGACAAUACCGAGGGUGCAAGUGCCAAUAGUGAUACCAAGCCACCACCUCCCAGUCAUCUUCCUCCUCCAAAUAAGGUCACCCCACCUCAGCAAUGCGAUUACCAGCGAUAUAUACAAGAAGCUAAUUCAAACAGUCACUUAAUGAUGGGAAUGAAUGCUCCAACCCCCCAUCCCUCCUACCAGCCUUCAUCACCUGUGGUUUAUCCUGGCUCUCCAGCACCAACAGGGGGAUCAGUCAUGUGGGGCCAGAUGUGGUCUCCUCAGUACCCAGUUAUGCCCCCACUGUCCCCUGCUCACUACAUGGUGCCAACACUUCCCAUGAGUUGGGGAAGCAUGCCAGCCUCUCCUGCUGGUCCCCUGGGAUCUUCCACUCCCCCAGCCCCAUUGCUAGGCACCAUGGCACCCCCGAUCUCCAUACAUAUGCUCGAUGAGCUCUCCAAGCAGGUACAGUCUGCUGAUGUAAAGCAGCCUCAU
Molecule: messenger RNA, 5328 nt
Organism: Penaeus indicus
Lineage: Eukaryota; Metazoa; Arthropoda; Malacostraca; Decapoda; Penaeidae
Gene: Marf1
Product: meiosis regulator and mRNA stability factor 1-like
Biological process (GO): regulation of gene expression
Cellular component (GO): peroxisome; cytoplasm
Molecular function (GO): RNA nuclease activity; nucleic acid binding; CCR4-NOT complex binding
Source: RefSeq, a predicted model, not a curated record